Molecule: messenger RNA, 564 nt
Organism: Fonsecaea nubica
Lineage: Eukaryota; Fungi; Ascomycota; Eurotiomycetes; Chaetothyriales; Herpotrichiellaceae
Exons: 3
Coding region: 1-564 (187 amino acids)
Biological process (GO): protein retention in ER lumen; retrograde vesicle-mediated transport, Golgi to endoplasmic reticulum
Cellular component (GO): Golgi membrane
Source: RefSeq, a predicted model, not a curated record
AUGGACGUACCUGAGCCGGAAACUACCCCUUUCGACGCCAUAAGUACACAGAGCAAUAAGCUGCUAAGGCAAUACCAAACUUAUCUCGACAAAUCAACCCCCUACGUCGCCUACCGAUGGUCGGCAACCGCUGUCCUCCUCCUUCUCUUCUUCCUCCGGAUCAUUGUCGCUCAAGGCUGGUAUAUCGUCGCCUAUUGUCUGGGUAUUUACCUGCUCAACCUCUUCCUCGCGUUCCUUCAGCCCAAAUUCGAUCCCAGCCUGUCGCAGGACGAGGGACUCGAGGAUGGUGAAGGCUCAUCUCUGCCCACCAAGAAUGACGACGAGUUCAGGCCGUUUAUCAGAAGGCUGCCCGAGUUCAAGUUCUGGCAUUCUGCAACAAGAGCUAUCACCAUAAGCUUUCUCUGCAGUUGGUUUGAGAUCUUCAACCUGCCGGUCUUCUGGCCUGUGCUCGUUAUGUACUGGCUGAUCCUCUUCUCCCUGACUAUGAGACGACAGAUCCAACAUAUGAUCAAGUACCGUUACGUACCCUUCUCGUUCGGAAAGGCCAAAUACCCGGGCAAAUGA